This is a messenger RNA of Myotis lucifugus (little brown bat), 2691 nucleotides long. It is a transcript of the gene TEAD1, whose product is annotated as TEA domain transcription factor 1. The transcript is spliced from 14 exons. Gene Ontology annotation, molecular function: DNA-binding transcription factor activity, RNA polymerase II-specific; RNA polymerase II cis-regulatory region sequence-specific DNA binding. The record is from RefSeq and is a predicted model, not a curated record. The coding region runs from base 515 to 1825 and encodes 436 amino acids. Gene Ontology annotation, biological process: regulation of transcription by RNA polymerase II; embryonic organ development; hippo signaling. Gene Ontology annotation, cellular component: transcription regulator complex. NCBI's taxonomy places the organism in Eukaryota, Metazoa, Chordata, Mammalia, Chiroptera, Vespertilionidae.
CACACGCACAUACCCUCACAUCCUCGGGCCGUUUUCACGUUUUUCCCGGAGAAGUCAGAAGUUCGAGGGAGCGCGGGCGGGGAGAGCCGCCUGGGAGCCCGAAGCCGGCCCGACCCCCCCGACCCCCUCCCCCGACAGCCUCCCGGGCCGCCCCCAGUCGUUGGGGCCCCCAGAGGCCGGCCCAGGGUCUGCGCCGACUUGUGCUGCUGGCGGGGGUUUCGCUCCUUCUUCUCCAAGAUGAAAGCAGGCACGGUCGUCUUUGCCGCUUCUCCAGGACUGUUGCCGCCGCCGCUCCUUCAUUGCACAUUCAAGUGGAAAAUUUUCAGGAGUCAGCAGAAACAUUGUGUCCAAAAAAGACUGAGUCGCAGUUACCACCAAACCCUGGAGGAGACUCUCCCUGGAAAACUUCCCUUCGGUUUAUUUUCUUGAAAAGGCUCCAGGCUUCGGCUUGGAAAACCCAACCGCCAAAAUUGAGCCCAGCAGCUGGAGCGGCAGCGAGAGCCCUGCCGAAAACAUGGAAAGGAUGAGUGACUCCGCAGAUAAGCCAAUUGACAACGAUGCGGAAGGGGUCUGGAGUCCUGACAUUGAGCAGAGCUUUCAGGAAGCCUUGGCUAUCUAUCCACCCUGUGGGAGGAGGAAAAUCAUCUUAUCAGACGAAGGCAAGAUGUAUGGUAGGAAUGAAUUGAUAGCCAGAUACAUCAAACUCAGGACAGGGAAGACGAGGACCAGAAAACAGGUGUCUAGUCAUAUACAGGUCUUAGCAAGAAAGAAAGUUCGAGAAAUUCAAGCCGCCAUUAAGGUGUCUAGUCACAUUCAGGUUCUUGCCAGAAGGAAAUCUCGUGAUUUUCAUUCCAAGCUAAAGGUGACAAGCAUGGAUCAGACUGCCAAGGAUAAGGCCCUUCAGCACAUGGCCGCCAUGUCCUCAGCCCAGAUCGUCUCGGCCACUGCCAUUCACAACAAGCUGGGGCUGCCUGGGAUUCCACGCCCCACCUUCCCAGGGGCACCGGGGUUCUGGCCGGGAAUGAUACAAACAGGGCAGCCAGGAUCCUCGCAAGAUGUCAAGCCCUUCGUGCAGCAGGCCUACCCCAUCCAGCCAGCAGUCUCAGCCCCCAUUCCAGGGUUUGAGCCUGCAUCAGCCCCAGCUCCCUCAGUCCCUGCCUGGCAGGGUCGCUCCAUUGGCACAACCAAACUUCGCCUGGUGGAAUUCUCCGCUUUCCUCGAACCACAGCGAGACCCAGACUCGUACAACAAACACCUCUUCGUGCACAUUGGGCAUGCCAACCAUUCUUACAGCGACCCAUUGCUCGAAUCAGUGGACAUUCGUCAGAUUUAUGACAAAUUUCCUGAAAAGAAAGGUGGCUUAAAGGAACUGUUUGGCAAGGGCCCUCAAAAUGCCUUCUUCCUCGUCAAAUUCUGGGCCGAUUUAAACUGCAAUAUUCAAGAUGAUGCCGGAGCUUUUUACUGUGUAACCAGUCAGUAUGAGAGUUCUGAAAACAUGACAGUCACCUGUUCCACCAAAGUUUGCUCCUUUGGGAAGCAAGUAGUAGAAAAAGUAGAGACGGAGUAUGCAAGGUUUGAGAAUGGCCGAUUUGUAUACCGAAUAAACCGCUCCCCGAUGUGUGAAUAUAUGAUCAACUUCAUCCACAAGCUCAAACACUUACCAGAGAAAUAUAUGAUGAAUAGUGUUUUGGAAAACUUCACAAUUUUAUUGGUGGUUACAAACAGGGAUACACAAGAAACUCUCCUCUGCAUGGCCUGUGUAUUUGAAGUUUCAAAUAGUGAACAUGGAGCACAGCAUCAUAUUUACAGGCUUGUAAAGGACUGAACAUGGUUAUUUAUAUAUAUAGAUAUCUGUAUAUACACACACACACAUAUGUGCACACACACACACUCUCCAUUUUCGAACGACUGACUGUAAACCUCCCCAUGCAGGGGUGGUGCCCUGGCCCUGCGGUCACCCUACUUUUCUAAGUCCUGUUUGAGUGAAGUCAUUUUUCCAUGUGUUCAUACUAUCAUCGUAGCUGUGAAGUUCUGGUACAGUUGUAAAAAGAGAAAUCGAGUUGUUCCUCUGUGUCCCUCAGAUCUGCAGCCCACAGUUCCUCGGGAAAGGUGAACCCUAGAACCCGUCUCUGCCCACAGAGGCCUAUUUCUAAUUGUGGUAAAAAAUAUUCAGACAGAGCAUUUGCCGUGGGACAUUUACAGCCUUUAUACAAAUGUAUUUAGUUCUUUCUUUUUUUUCCAACAUAAAAUUCUUGUUUUAAGAUACAAGUAAAAUUAAUCUUUAAAUAUAAAUGUAAAUUUAGUAUACAACACUAAGAAUCUUUAGACUUAUCUUUGUAACUAAUUAGGGUGGAAGUUAUGAAAGAAUGUAAUUCACUAAAUUAUUUUUUAAAUGAAACUUUUAUUUCAUUUUGAAACCAAAUGUUAAAAUAAUAGCCUUAAGAAAUGCUUGGUAGAAAUAUCCUAAUGAGAAAAAUUUGUACUUUUUUCACAAGGUUAAAACUAAUCUCCUAAUCCAUUAAACGCUUGAACAGGUAUUACAAAGGAAGAAAACUUCACCCCUUAUCCUUAACAUAUAUAGUAUAUUUAAAAAUAUAAAAUUGUAUUGUUACUAAUGUGAUGAUUGAUUAUUUAAUGAAAAAGAAAAGAUGGCUCUUUUUGCAAUAAGUAGAUAAAUAUUGAAAAUCUAAA